Humulus lupulus (European hop) is the source of this 2580-nucleotide messenger RNA. RefSeq lists its product as uncharacterized. NCBI's taxonomy places the organism in Eukaryota, Viridiplantae, Streptophyta, Magnoliopsida, Rosales, Cannabaceae. The record is from RefSeq and is a predicted model, not a curated record. The transcript is spliced from 2 exons. Bases 1 to 2580 code for a protein of 859 amino acids.
AUGAUCAAGAGAAAAGAAAUUGAAAUUGACUCUUCUCUUGGAAAAGCGGUGACAAAUACGACUUCCUUAGCGGAGAAUGACCAAAUACCAAACGAUCCCACACAAAAGGAUGCAAUUUCUGUGGCAUUUGAAGUUGAUAAGGAAGUUACAAUAGUUCAAGCUCACUCAGACAUGCCGAAGCCAGGAAAUCCAAAUAUUCCUACUUUGUAUGAGCUCAUGACAGAGCCCAAUUUAGAAAUUUGGGAUGAUUGGUAUGAUAGUGAAAAGGAUUCAGAAAGUACAUGGCAACCAUGUACUCGAAGAAAACCUACAAAAAUUAAAAGUCCAUCUUGGAAACCAUCUGGAAACUCUGGAGUCAAAUUCUGGAGUACACCUGAAACAAAGAAUCACAAGAAUAAGAGAAGGACUGGAAAGCAAAAAAUUUCUUUAAGAAAUGAACUUGAACAACCAAAACGAAAUCUAGUAACUCUAGAGGAGUUUUUACCAAAAGAGUUACGGGAAAAGGCAAUUAUUGGUGACGACAGUGUGUCAGAUUGCUGCAUGACUUUACUGGCAGAAGAAGGUCCUGAAUCUACCUUGUUCGAAAGUGAAAAAGAGGUAGAUGAAAUUACCUUGCAAGAUAUGCGGCGGAAAAUUGUUGCAAAGAAGGCAAAAGAAGUGAAAGAGCUUGAAAAGGCUACACAAGAUCUUCACAAGCCUUCAUCUUCGACCAACAAAGAAUUCGCUAAUGAUGGUCGAAGAGACAAAAGCACUGGUGAAAAUGAAAUGACGCGAGCAAAAUAUGAUAUAUUGGCUCAUCUAAAGCGCAUCCCUGCUCUCUUGAGCGUUUAUGAUGCACUGCAAAUGUCUCGUGAGCAUAGAAAUGCACUUGUUGUUGCAUUAACAAGUCCUGAAUUUUAUACAGAGAAGAUAGAGCCAAUAAAACCUACAUCACUCGAGAUGCAUACCUCUUGUAUGGCAUGCAUAACCUUUGAUGAUAAAGACCGUCAGUUGGGAGCCGCCUUGCAUAAUCGACCUCUCUACGUGACAGGUAUGGUUGCUAAUGUUCGCGUGAGUCGCAUUAUGUUGGAUUGUGGAUCAGCUGUGAAUGUACUCCCCUUAAAAACCUUGAGAGAUGUUGGUUUACACCCACGUCAAUUGUCUCCGUCACCAUUGACAAUUCAAGGUUUUAACCAAGUUGGGGAAAAAGUAUGGGGAAGUAUCACAUUGAAAGUUGAAAUAGGCGAACUUAAUUCUGAAGCCUUAUUUCAUGUCAUUGAUUCAGACAUAUCCUAUAAUGUGUUGUUAGGGCGACCUUGGCUUCAUGAAUAUGGGGUCAUUCCUUCAACACUUCACCAAUGCGUUAAGUUUUGCAAGGAAGGCAAAGUCAGAAGUGUUAAUGCAGACCCAAACCCCUUUUACGGGGAACAAGUGAAUUACGCUGAUGCAAAAUUUUACAAGUCGGCUAAUGUCACGAUUUUGAAAGAGAAACUUGAGGAGGGAAAAUGUCAUGAAAGCUUAACCUCACAAAAAUCCCUGCAAGUUAAGCAACUAUCCCCUGUGAAAUCUCCUCAGCCUAAAGAGGAGGACUUGAAGGUAUCUAAUCAAAAACGAACCUUCAAGUACAUCCCUAAAAGUCAACGAGGAGUGGGACAAAAAGCUUUGACGCUGAUUGAAGAUUCGAUGACAGCCCUUAUGACGAGCUUUACUUUAUCGCUGAGGAAAAUUGAUCAGUCACUACCCAAGGGUAAAAUGCAAAUUUCAAUUACUUUUGGGGAAAAUAGCAAGAAAAAUAAAAGGGUUGUCACUCUUAAUAAAAAAUCUUCAACUUCUGUAACUCUGAAAGCCUUCAAAGUGGAAAAGAAAAAGUUCCAUGUCAAGAAGCAAAAAGGAAUCACAAUCCAUCAAAAUAAUGAUUGUUUAAAAGCUUCUUUUGAACCAGACAAGUUAACAGAAGAGGAACAAAAAAUGUUUCACAAUGACGAUGUACCCACACCUUCCUUGCGGGUGUCGGUGUUUGACAGACUUGAAGCAAGCACAUCCACCCCACGAGUGUCAGCAUUCGAAAGACUUGGGCAUGAAACACAAGAAGAUGAAGAAAAUAUUGCUCAAGUCAAUUACCUCUCUUUUGAAGAAAGUUUGACCGAAGAAGAUGAAAGCUCGAGCUCAAACCCUUCGGAAGAUUUUAUAGACAUUUUGCAACCAGCACCUCAAGAAUUCGAAGACGGAGGACAAGUAACAGUGGAUGAUUUAAUAGAGAUCAACCUUGGGACCGAGGACGAUCCAAAGCCUGUAUUUGUCAGUGCUUUAUUAACCGAAGAAGAAUUACCACAAUACAAACAAGUCCUUCGUGAAAACAAAGAUGUAUUUGCUUGGGGGUAUCAAGACAUGCCAGGGUUGGAUCCAAAGGUUGUCGUACACAGGUUGGCAGUAUCGAAAGACGCUACCCAUGUUAAACAAUCUCAAAGAAGAAUUCGACCAGAGCUACUUCCCAAAAUUGAGGCAGAAAUUGACAAGUUAAGAAAUUGCUGGUUUAUUCGGGAAGUUAAGUAUCUCAUUUGGCUCGCAAACAUUGUCAUUGUGAUGAAGAAAAAUGGGUAA